Molecule: messenger RNA, 986 nt
Organism: Cydia strobilella
Lineage: Eukaryota; Metazoa; Arthropoda; Insecta; Lepidoptera; Tortricidae
Product: glucose 1-dehydrogenase 3-like
Exons: 1
Coding region: 75-836 (253 amino acids)
Molecular function (GO): oxidoreductase activity
Source: RefSeq, a predicted model, not a curated record
GACUCAACGCGCCGGCGCUCUCGUAUCAGUCAGCUGUUCGACCUUGUGCGCAGUAACAAAAUAAACCAAACAAAAUGGAUUUCAGCGACAAAGUUGUUUUAAUAACCGGCGGCAGUUCAGGAAUUGGAGCGGCUACCGCUAUUUACUUUGCCAACCUGUCAGCAAAGCUGGUAUUAGUUGGCCGUAAAGAAAAGGCCUUGCGGACAAUCGCUGCAUAUUGUGAGAAUGCAAAAGGAAUAAAACCUUUUACUAUAGUCGCAGAUGUUACUGAGGACGGAGACGUAGAAAGGAUCGUCGACGAUGCCGUGGGACAUUUCGGGAAGCUGGACGUGUUGGUUAACAGUGCCGGCAUUUUAAAGCCGGGCGGAAUGAAGAACUCCGAUAUGGGUAACUAUGACACUAUCAUGUCUACGAAUAUGCGCGCCGUUUACCACUUAACUAUGCGGGCUACGCGUCAUCUCGUCGAAAGUAAAGGCUGCAUUGUCAACGUGUCAAGCAUAAAUAGUACGAAGCCUAGCGCUUUAACCAUAGCUUACAACGUUUCGAAGGCCGCAUUGGAUCAGUUUACAAAAUGCGUAGCGCUGGAAUUAGCGGAAGAUGGGGUUCGCGUCAACUCCGUGAACCCUGGAUUUGUGAAAACGAAUAUCCUGAGUGAUGCGGGAUUAUCGGAAGACCAAUUGGAGCUGGUCGUGCAGAAUAUUGUGAACAACAUGCCGCUGAAGAAGCCCCUGGAGGUGGAUGAGGUUGCUGGCGUCAUCGCAUUUUUAGCGAGCGACAAAGCAAGAAGCAUUACUGGAUCUUGUUACGUGAUAGAUGGCGGUAGCUUGUUAAAGUAAAGCUAUGCAAUCUCAAAGUACAAUAUAUUAUGUACUUAAUUAGAAAUGUUUAUGGUUCAAAACCUAAAUGUAUCAAAAAAGUAUUUCACAUAAUAAUUAUAUUAUUAUGUUAGAUUAGUGCCGUUGAUGAAUUAUGUAUUCCUUUAUUAA